AUGACACCUCUCAGAGCCAUCCCAGGCAAAGAAAAUGAUUAUCCUUUGAAAUUACCACGGCCCAUCGAUCGCAAGAAAGUAGUUUCUCGCUUCAAUCCUACGCGCAAUGCCAGCUCAAAUACUACCCCUAUGCAGGUGGGAAACGGGAACUUUGCAUUCGGAGCAGAUAUAACAGGACUGCAAACAUUCUUGCCUUUCAACAUUCUCUCCUCAUGGGGAUGGCAUAAUUCGUCUUUACCCACUACUUUUGGCGAGACCUCGCCGUCAGACUAUACAGGGCUUGACUGGUGGACACAUGGGAGACUGGUCAAUUACGCGAUACCAAACGAACAGGAGCCGGAAAUCUCGCAAUGGCUCAUUGCGAACCCGCAUCGAAUUAAUUUGGGAAGGAUUGGGUUUGUGUUCCUCGGGGAUGAUUGGAAUAUCACCGAGCAUGAUCUGACUGAUAAAUUUCAAGAGUUGGAUAUCCAGCAGGGCAGGUUGGAAUCCAGAUUUUCGAUAAAUGGAACCGCCACAACGGUAUGGACAUGGGUCGAUCCAGCGUUCGAUACGGUGGCUAUCCGAGUGCAGUCUGAAUUGCUCUCUCAGCAAAAUAUCGCCUUAUUCUUUGACUACCCUUACGCUACGGACAAGAAGAAAUUCGAAGCCCCAUUUGUGGGAGAUUGGGCGGCAGUCUCUAAUCAUACGACCGAGUUGUUCUUUGGAGAGGGAGAGGAAGAAGCUCAAACAAAGCAUAAAAUGGACAAUACGACCUACUUUACCGCAUUGCAUUGGAAUGGCAACGCAUCAAUCACUAGGAACGUCAACUCCCACCGGUACAUCUUACAGCCAGACUUCAGUCCCACUGGCGAGUUUGAAAUCACAGCGACCUUCUCAAGUGAGAUGAUGCCUCAAGAACCAUCUGAUGUCACUUCAGUCAGCUCCAGCUCCAAGAAAUGGUGGAAAGACUACUGGGAAACCGGAUCCUUUAUCGACUUAACCACUACUGGAAACACAACAGCCAUUGAAAUCCAACGACGUAUAAUCCUCUCGCAGUACCUGUUAGCAGUCAACGAAGCCGGCGAUGACCCCCCACAAGAGUCAGGCCUCGUUAACAACGGCUGGUAUGGCAAGUUUCACAUGGAAAUGUAUCUCUGGCACUCGGCACAUUGGAUACCCUGGGGAAGAUACCCGCUACUCGAACGUAGUAUAGGCGUAUACGAACGGUUUCUAUCAUCUUCAAUAGACCGAGCCAAAGAGCAAGGCUAUGACGGCGCUAGAUGGGGCAAAAUGAGUGACCCCAGUGGAAGAUCAGCACCAGGCGAGAUUAAUUCUCUGCUGAUAUGGCAGCAGCCGCAUAUUUUUUAUUUUGCAGAAAUGGAGUAUAAGUUUACCUGUGAUGAUGCGCAGAAAAGGAAAUCAAUUCUAUCAAAAUGGGACAACAUACUCAGCGCAUCUGCGGAUUUCAUGGCUUCGUUUGCAUUCUGGAAUACGUCAACGGGGGUCUAUGAUCUCGGCCCACCUAUGUAUCCUGCAUCAGAGAAUACACCACCAAACAGUACCAUCAACCCUACUUUUGAGCUUGCAUAUUGGCGGUUUGGUCUGGAAACCGCCAUAGCCUGGAAAGAGCACCAGGGCAAGCCAGCGCCGUCAUCAUGGAAGCACGUCGUCGAUCAUCUCGCACCAUUGCCCAGAGUGGCAAUAGCCAGCGGGCUGGACGAUGAGCUCGUGACCACAUACACCCUCUACGAAGGCAUACCUGACAUGUGGACGGAUCCAGAAACUGUCACCGAUCACCCGAUGCUCGCUGCCAUCUACGGGCUCUUGCCCGCCUCGAGAGCAGUGAGCCGAUCAAUCGCUGUUGCGACCGCUGAGCAGGUUGCCCGGGUUUGGAAUUUCACCGACUGUUGGGGUUGGGACUUUCCGAUGUUGGCGUUGAAUGCGGCCCAGGUAGGGGAUGUCGAUGCGGCGAUGCGAUACCUGGUGGACGAGAACCUUGCGUUUGAUGACGUGGGAAUGCCUGUAGGGCCGGGAGAUAAGGCGCCUACGCCAUAUUUCCCGGCGAGUGCGGGACUCUUGUUUGCUGUGGGAAUGUUAGCUGGGGGAUGGAUUGGGGGUGAGGCAUCUGAUGUGGGACAAGGUGGUCGGUUUCAACGGUUAGUGCCUGGGUUUCCGGCCGAAUGGGAGGUAGAUGUGGAAGGGUUUGAAAGAAUGCUGUGAAACGUCGGAGAGCUCUCGGAAUUGGGAUCCAGUGUUCGUAUUGGUCAAAACAUUAAUGCAUGACAGUAUAUACAGUCAUGUUAUGUGCGUUAUUCUGUUACUCUAUAGGCUAUCUAGCGGGGGGUAUUUGCGUAAAAAGAAUAUGCGCAAAGUCGCUGGCAUAACAAAAAAAACCCAGGACUGAGAGAAGGGUAAUUCCCUUCUCAGCAAAGCCUGUUUAUAAUUAUCUAUUUGCUGCGC
This is a messenger RNA of Aspergillus wentii DTO 134E9, 2439 nucleotides long. RefSeq lists its product as uncharacterized. The record is from RefSeq and is a predicted model, not a curated record. The transcript has 2 exons. Gene Ontology annotation, biological process: carbohydrate metabolic process. Lineage: Eukaryota; Fungi; Ascomycota; Eurotiomycetes; Eurotiales; Aspergillaceae. The coding region runs from base 1 to 2199 and encodes 732 amino acids.